UGUGGUUUAGUUCAAUACUGAAAUUAAUAUCAGUUGUUAACAUUUCGCCCGAUAACGAAUAACCAGCACGCGAAAAAUACUGUUGAAUCCAGAUAAGCUGAUUUAAAUUCUUUAUUUAAAAGAGGAUUUUAACAUGGCAAGUAAAACAAGGGUUUGGGGAACUUUGAACAACGAAAUCUUAGGUGAAUUUGAGAUUAUAACCUUAGAGGAUGAUGUUUUAGAAGAGGCAUUGCAAGUUCUUGGAGCUUUCUUCUCCUACGAAUGCAUUUGCAUUGGCACGGAAAUAAACCUACCAGAGAGCUCUCAAGCACGAAAAGAACUUACAGAGCUAUGCAAAAUCGUAAAUGAAGAUCAUGUAUCAUUGGCCGUCCGAUACGUGCCUACAAAAGCAAUUGUAGGGGUCUCCUUUAACAAACUACAAUACAUUGACGAGACAAAGGAAGUACCAUUCUUUGUUGAAUUUCGUGACAAAAGAUGCACUUCAGAAAAUGCCAAGGCUCUUAUGUCAUACAUGAUUGAAAUGGAUGAAGAAAUUGACCCAUUUCAACUGUUUAAAAUCGAUUGUCUUUUGGAGCUGAUGUUUCUGGCUGUUCUGCCAGAGUAUGGAAAAAAGGGGUUAGGAAAUGCCCUUGUGAAAUACUCUAUAGAGCUAGGUCGAGAGCUAAGUCAAGGGAUUGGUGUGGAGAAAAUACCUAAACAUCUGCAAGACAAGAGGCCAAAGGCUGUAACAGCUUUAUUUACGUCAAAUUUUUCACAAAAAUGUGGCAAAGUCAAUAACUUCAAAGUUCUCAAUCGUGUUCCACAUAAAAGAUUUAUUUAUAAAGGAAAACCAUUUAGUGAACGAAUUGGACCAAUGCAUCCUGAUAGUGCACAAGUAGCAAUACAACUUUAAACUUUUCCUUAAAACCAUAUUAUAUUUAAAAUUAUAAUAUUUUGUGCGUAUUUAGAUAUAUUUAAGUUUGGGUAUAGUGUCUUUAAAAAUAAUGUUUAUUUUUAAUUAUUUCAAUAAUAUUAAUUUUGGAUAAUUAAUUAUUAUAAUAUUCUAAAUGCAAGAAAUUA
Molecule: messenger RNA, 1059 nt
Organism: Eupeodes corollae
Lineage: Eukaryota; Metazoa; Arthropoda; Insecta; Diptera; Syrphidae
Exons: 4
Coding region: 134-892 (252 amino acids)
Molecular function (GO): N-acetyltransferase activity
Source: RefSeq, a predicted model, not a curated record